Molecule: messenger RNA, 460 nt
Organism: Arabidopsis arenosa
Lineage: Eukaryota; Viridiplantae; Streptophyta; Magnoliopsida; Brassicales; Brassicaceae
Source: the annotation of a GenBank genome assembly
CAUCAUCCAUCACUUACACACAUCUCCUCUUGCAAACCAACAUAAAACACUAACUAAGAGAUCAAUAUGGCUGGAGUGAUGAAGUUGGCAUGCUUGGUCUUGGCCUGCAUGAUUGUGGCCGGCCCAAUCACAUCAAACGCGGCUCUAAGCUGUGGCUCAGUUAACAGCAACUUGGCACCGUGCAUUGGCUACGUGCUCCAAGGUGGUACCAUUCCCGCAGGGUGCUGCUCCGGCGUUAGAAACCUCAACAACAUAGCCAAGACGACCCCAGACCGUCAGCAAGCUUGCAAUUGCAUUCAAGGUGCCGCUAGAGCCCUAGGCUCUGGUCUCAACGCUGGCCGUGCUGCUGGAAUUCCUAAGGCAUGUGGAGUCAAUAUUCCUUACAAAAUCAGCACCAGCACCAACUGCAAAACCGUGAGGUGAUGAGCAAGACAACUUUAUAUAAAAUUUCAGACUUGAA